AUUCGCGAAUUGACAUUUUCGUCCUUUGGCUCUAUAAAGAUCUUCUCCGUUUUACCAUCACGGCGUCGCGCAUUUAGCGUUGUUUUGAAGCUUCUUCUUCUCUCUCUCUCUCUUUCAAAUUCCGUUCGUGUCUAGCUCGUUGUUACGCGAUCUCUCUCAGAUAUCUUCGAAAGUUUUUCGCAGAGUGAAGCAGGAUGGGUUUGUCUUUCGCUAAGCUUUUUAGCCGGCUUUUUGCAAAGAAGGAGAUGCGAAUUCUGAUGGUUGGUCUUGAUGCUGCUGGUAAGACCACCAUUUUGUACAAGCUCAAGCUCGGAGAGAUCGUAACCACCAUUCCCACUAUUGGGUUCAACGUUGAAACUGUGGAGUACAAGAACAUCAGUUUCACAGUGUGGGAUGUUGGGGGUCAGGACAAGAUCCGUCCCUUGUGGAGGCACUACUUCCAGAACACUCAAGGUCUUAUCUUUGUGGUGGACAGCAAUGACAGAGACCGUGUUAGUGAGGCUAGAGAUGAAUUGCACAGAAUGCUGAAUGAGGAUGAGCUGCGUGAUGCUGUUCUGCUCGUGUUUGCUAACAAGCAGGAUCUUCCAAAUGCCAUGAACGCAGCUGAAAUCACUGAUAAGCUUGGUCUCCACUCUCUCCGUCAGCGUCACUGGUACAUUCAGAGCACAUGUGCCACUUCAGGUGAAGGGCUUUACGAAGGUCUUGACUGGUUGUCCAACAACAUUGCCGGCAAGGCGUAGAGGGAAAGUUCGUUGUUGAGUUGAUUUUGCUGGUCAAAUCUGGAUGCAGGGGCAAACAUCAUCUGAAUUGUUUCUUUCUUUCUUUCCGGUUUUCUUAUUGUUCUGUUUUGUUUUUUUGGGGUAAGUGGAUUGAUUUUGUGAUUGUUGUUCUGAUUUGUGUAAGGUGGGGGUCUCUUGUAUGUAGAACAUAGAAACUAUCUUUUAUAUAGUCUGGUAAAACUGUAAUCGAAGAUUUAAUCUACUACUUUCGUGGCUUUUUUGUUGUUGUCACGUUUUACUUUUGCA
Eutrema salsugineum is the source of this 1025-nucleotide messenger RNA. RefSeq names its product ADP-ribosylation factor 2-B. The transcript has 7 exons. NCBI's taxonomy places the organism in Eukaryota, Viridiplantae, Streptophyta, Magnoliopsida, Brassicales, Brassicaceae. Gene Ontology annotation, cellular component: cytoplasm. Gene Ontology annotation, molecular function: GTPase activity; GTP binding. The coding region runs from base 195 to 740 and encodes 181 amino acids. The record is from RefSeq and is a predicted model, not a curated record. Gene Ontology annotation, biological process: intracellular protein transport; vesicle-mediated transport.